Molecule: messenger RNA, 2091 nt
Organism: Anisakis simplex (herring worm)
Lineage: Eukaryota; Metazoa; Nematoda; Chromadorea; Rhabditida; Anisakidae
Source: the annotation of a GenBank genome assembly
AUGUUUCCGAAUUUUUUCGGAACGAACGGUGAGGAGGCGAUGGAGACAUGUGAGGAUCGUCGUAUCUCGAUCACGCUUCAGUUCGGUUCACAUAAAGAUUUGAUUGUUCUGGAACGAACUGAUUCACCUCAGGUGUUUGAGUCGUUUCGUAAUCGUGCACGGUUAUUGGCUGAGAAACAAUUCGACGGCAAGUUGAGUGGUGCCGGCGAGUUGCACCUCUUCAGACAUGACUACAAUUCACCAAAUAUGUUACAACAUCUCACUUGUCUCAGUCAAUUGGAUAAUGGAAGUGUCGUCGAAGUGAUAAUGAUCGAUCGAAAUGAACGGCCAACCCGACCUCACGUACUAUCAGUGUGCUCUUAUAAAACACCAACUUUCUGUGAUUAUUGCGGUGAAAUACUGGUUGGGUUGAUCAAGCAAGGAUUGCAGUGUGCUAAAUGCAGAUGUAAUUUCCACAAGAAAUGUGCAUUUGCACCGCGAAAUAAUUGUGCCAAGAACAAUAUUCAACUGCAUCGAAACGCACCAACAGAUGAUGCAGCCUGUGCGCAAAGCUCAGCAUUCCAAUUACCGCAUACACUCGCUGUUCAUAACUACAAAACAUUAACCGUUUGUAAAGUUUGUGAUAAAGUGUUGAUUGGUUUGAUGAAGCAAGGAUUACGAUGCCGCGAUUGUAAGGUAAAUGUCCAUAAGAAAUGUGCUCCAAAUUUGCCGCUGAAUUGCCAAGUAGCCGAUGGAUCAGUCACUCCAUCGUUCGACCAAAUGAGUGUCAGCGAUGGUACUUCACUGGUUUCUGGAUCUACGAAUGAUGAAAAUUUAGCCGAAGACUCGAUGAUUCCACUCUCACGUCUUCCUGGUCAAGCCUCAUGUCGAACGGGUAAUCGUGCAUCACUAGCUGAAGGCUGGAUGAUACAUUUCAUGUUGGAUCAACCCGAACGUCGUCUCAGGCACUACUGGAUACUAACCGGAGGUGCUAUCAAUAUGUACAACGAAUACAAUGAUGGUGUCAAUCCACAUCGUGUCUACCGUACAAUCCCCUUAGGUGAAAUUGUAAUUCUUGUACCUUAUGAAGGUCCUCCAGUUCAUUCAAGUUAUCCACCACAUUGUUUCGAGAUAAGAACAAUGUCGAAUAUGGUCUAUUGUGUGGGCGAGAAUUUGGAUUCGUAUAUAGCACCUCCAACCAAAGUGCCGCGCCAUACAAGCGGUAAAGCGAAUGCGAACGCACAAAUGUGGUUUCAGGCAUUACAACAAGCCCUGCAACCACCGCCCUCACGCCAUGAUACAUCAAAUAUGGAGCCAGCCCUACAGUUUACAGAGCUUUAUCAGAUUCUGAGUGAUCAAACACUCGGUUCAGGACAAUUCGGCACCGUCUACGGUGGUGUUCACAGACAGAGUGGACGAGAAGUUGCGGUCAAGGCUGCCGGAAGAUUGGACGAACGAACGACAAGAUAUCUGAUAAUGCAAAUCUUAAGUGCGCUUAAAUACUUACACUCAAAAGGUAUCGCGCAUUGCGAUCUCAAACCAGAGAAUGUUCUUCUGUCAGACUUGGUGGAUGCGUUCCCGCAAACGAAACUGUGUGACUUCGGUUAUGCGAGAUUCAUUGGUGAUGCACAGUUCAGGAAAACAAUCGUUGGAACACCAGCCUAUCUUGCCCCUGAAGUGUUACAAAAAAGAGGUUACAAUAAAUCAUUGGAUAUGUGGUCAGUGGGUGUGAUUAUCUAUGUGACACUCAGUGGAACUUUUCCGUUCAACGACGGUGAAGAGAUCUCAGAACAGAUUCAAAAUGCCGCAUUUAUGUUUCCGGCUGAACCAUGGAAACAAAUAUCGAGAAGUGCCAUAGAUCUCAUUCAACGGCUGCUUAAAGUUCAGAUUGAGCAACGUUUAACGAUAGACGAAUGCUUGGCACAUGAAUGGCUACAAGGUGCACAGGUAUAUUUGGAUCUCAGGAAGUUGGAGCUGAGGCUUGGCUGUGAACGUUAUCUCACUUCGGAACAAGACGACAUUCGUUAUAGUCAAUAUUUGAUGGAACAUGGUCUUAUACCGGCAUCAGCCACAGAAAAACUGAACACAUCCACAAUAGCGAUCACAAACUGA